GAUGACUUUAGUUCAGUUGUCAAACACAAAAUAGUCUUUAUUUUUAUUCUGGUUCAUAAAAUAUUAAAGGAAUAUUUCGUUGCAGAACUCAGUAUUUCGACCAGGUAGAUCUGAUUCAAGAUUUACCCGAAAUUUAUCCUCCAUGUGAACUCCAUCAACACAGAAUAAUUCCUCUGCAAAAACGGUACGUGCGAUGGCGAGCAGCAGUAGCAACAACGCCUUGUAUCUGCGCCAGCAGUUUUCUGCUCUGCUCGGAAACACAUCAUCAUCGAUCAAGUUCAUCUGCAUAUCGACGCUAGUAGGCUAUCUACUGUCCUUCUCCGAGCAAGCGGUGGACAUCCUGAGUGUAACGCCGGGAUAUUUAAUGCCACCAACCUUCUGGAUAUGGACGAUAUUUACGUUCUUCUUCAUCGAGUUGCACUUCUGGGAAGUGCUAGUGGAUUUGAUAACAGUGGGACUCUGCGGGAAACUGAUUGAACCGUCCUGGGGUCAGAUGGAGAUGCUGCAAUACUUUGCGAUUACCAAUACGGGCGUGGCUAUAUUGACAAGUUUCUACUAUUUGUUCUACUCGAUGAUCACUAAAGAUGCCGAACUGUUGUUCGAUGUUCACAUUCACGGAUUGGCGGGAAUGAAUGCAGCUGUCAGUGUAGCAGUCACUCAAAUUAUGCCGGACCAUCUUAUAGCACGAACACCUCUUGGGAAAUUUACGAAUAGGAAUGUGCCACUCACAGUUGUUAUCUUGGCGAUAACAAUGUGGGCAUGUGGAUUGCUAGAUGGAACGUAUCCGGCUAUGUUCGCCUCUGGAUUAUAUGUGUCAUGGGUUUAUCUGCGUUUCUAUCAACGACACUCGAACGGAACUCGGGGCGAUAGUGCUGAAAACUUUCGGUUUGCAAGCUUCUUCCCAAAUGUACUGCAACCGUUUAUUAAUUUGGUGGCGAAUCGCGUGUACUUGAGCUGUCUGCGAAUUGGAAUAGUGAAACGACUUAACACUCAACAAAGCAAUUCUUCCUCACUACAAUCGGUUAAUGUUCACUCGCUGGCAGGAGUAGAUCCCCACGAUAUGGAACGAAGAAGACAAAUUGCUCUGAAGGCACUCAGCGAAAGGCUGUCCAAAACAACUGAUUCUAGUCGUCAAAAUACGUUGCCCAAGUCAUUCCCACAGACUGCCACGGCUUCUACUGGCCUUUCGGGAAAGUUUCAUCACGGCCACCAUCAUCACGGACAUCACCAUCUGCCCUUUCCAAUGACAAUCGAUCGGCCGGCAAUACCACUUCCACCACCACCAGCAAAAUCUGCGCUCAAGAGCGAUUCGCUAGCAAAAUCCUCCAGCAGUAAUACGGGCACAACGAACGCAGAUUUGAUCAAUCUGAACCCAACGGUGGUAGCGACCAGUAGCGAUCAACAAGACUCCGAUCUGGCAACGGUUGCACCGACGAACACUUAAGCAACAGCUGGACUGGUCAGGGGCAUUGUAAUUGGAUUGUUAAACGGUUUUGAUCUGUAACAUUUUGGUAUGAAAGUAAUAUUGCAUGGGAGGCCGAGUAGGACGACAAAAAUGUCACAUUUUUUAAUGCAAAGAGAAGAUGCUUUAAUAACUAUUAGGGUUCGCGCUCUACCUUUCUGUUUUUUUUUCUGUAGAUUUUAAUUGUGAUGAUAAGCUAAUAAAAUUGAAAACAAAAAAAAAAAAAGAUAUUGCAUGCAUGUUAGGUUUGUUCACCUGGGGAUGCAUUAUCUUAUAGUUCUAAUAAAUCCUACUUGUAUGGAAUAUGG
Malaya genurostris is the source of this 1770-nucleotide messenger RNA. Its product is annotated as transmembrane protein 115. Gene Ontology annotation, cellular component: Golgi apparatus; membrane. Lineage: Eukaryota; Metazoa; Arthropoda; Insecta; Diptera; Culicidae. The transcript has 4 exons. Gene Ontology annotation, biological process: retrograde vesicle-mediated transport, Golgi to endoplasmic reticulum. Bases 194 to 1444 code for a protein of 416 amino acids. The record is from RefSeq and is a predicted model, not a curated record.